AUGGAACCAACAAGGUUAUUCUUACCGAGAUCUAACCCUUCAAGCUUCCCCAAAUUUCCUAUUUUCAAAGGAAUUGAACCAACAAGGGAUGACAUCUCCAAGAGAAUUGGAAUCCAUGACCAAGUGCGUCGAUCGCUCAAAUUACAAAGUGUUGAAGGGAUGGUGCCGAAAAGGCCAUUGUGGGAUAUGUUCAAAACAACAAGAUUUUUAAGAUUGCCUAAUUUUGGAGGGAUAGAACUGGACAUAGAAUUGUAA
Messenger RNA from Dovyalis caffra, 255 nucleotides. NCBI's taxonomy places the organism in Eukaryota, Viridiplantae, Streptophyta, Magnoliopsida, Malpighiales, Salicaceae. The record is from the annotation of a GenBank genome assembly.